GCUUGAGUGACAGAGCAAGACCCUGUCUCUUAAAAACAAACAAACAAAAACCAGUGAUGCGUAUAAAAGGUGGAGAAGAAAUUUUGGGCAGAUGAAGAAAAUGAGGUGCAGAGAAGAUGUGAGAUUCUCUCUAACUGCCUCUUCAGGGUCAGUCCAGAAUCGACGGUCUCCGGGGGAGGGUAGGGGCUUCUUCCUGCAGGGGAUCUGUGGGAGGUGGUUAGGAGGGAGCAGAUGAGCCCAGGAUGAAUGGUGAGAGUCAGGUGCUGCCCAGCAGAGGUCACGCGUCCAGGGAGGGGAUCAACAUGGCCGCUGCACCCCGGACUGUACUGAUCUCCGGCUGCUCAUCAGGAAUUGGUCUGGAACUUGCAGUGCAGCUGGCCCAUGACCCCAAGAAGCGCUACCAGGUGGUGGCCACUAUGAGGGACCUGAGGAAGAAGGAGACACUGGAGGCUGCUGCUGGGGAGGCUCUGGGGCAGACCCUCACUGUGGCCCAGCUGGACGUGUGCAGCGAUGAGUCGGUGGCCCAGUGUCUCAGCUGCAUCCAGGGAGAAGUGGACGUGCUGGUGAAUAAUGCCGGAAUGGGCCUGGUGGGGCCCCUGGAGGGGCUCAGCCUCGAUGCCAUGCAGAAUGUCUUUGACACCAACUUUUUCGGAGCUGUCCGUCUGGUCAAAGCUGUGCUUCCAGGCAUGAAGAGGAGGCGGCAGGGCCACAUUGUGGUCAUCAGCAGCGUCAUGGGGCUGCAGGGUGUCAUCUUCAACGAUGUCUAUGCUGCCUCCAAGUUCGCCCUGGAGGGAUUCUUCGAAAGCUUGGCUAUCCAACUGCUGCACUUCAACAUCUUCAUCUCCCUGGUGGAGCCAGGCCCCGUGGUCACCGAGUUUGAGGGGAAGCUUCUGGCGCAGGUUUCUACAGCUGAGUUCCCAGGCACUGACCCUGACACCCUGCACUACUUCCGGGACCUCUACCUCCCAGCCUCCAGGGAGCUGUUUCGCUCCGUGGGACAGAGCCCACAGGACGUGGUUCAGGCCAUUGUCAAGGUCAUCGGCUCAACUCGACCACCCCUGCGCCAACAGACCAACAUCCGCUACUCGCCGCUGACCAUGCUCAAAACCGUGGACUCCUCCGGCAGCCUGUACGUGAGAACCACCCACUGCCUCCUCUUCCGCUGUCCACGCCUCCUCAGCCUCGGCCUCCGAUGUCUGUCCUGCGGCUGCCUCCCAGCCCGGGUGCGGCCAAGAUGAGCCGAACAGAGCCUCACGAUCCCCACCCCUAAACAACUAGAUCUGUUCAUUCCAUGUCUAAUUCAGAGACUGAGCAGACUCUCCAUGCAUUCAUUCACUCUGCAAACUCCUCUCCUGCUCUGUGCCUGGAUGUGGCUAGAAUCCCAGAAAGGCCUCAAUUUUCAGGCAUAGACACCUCUGUGGUCACAGUUGGAAUAGAGAGAGGAACCCCGGGAACUUGGGCUGGGGAGCCCAGAGCAGGAAGCCCCAGCUGUCGCUGGGAAAGCAAGGGCGGCUUUCUGGAGGAAGAGGCAUUGUUAUGACCCUUGAAGGAUGAGACAGACUCUGCCUCAUUCAACCUCAUGACUUCACGAUCCUGGGCCCGAGAAUACAGGAAUGAUUCAUAACUCCCACCCCCCACCCCCGUGCAUACCAGAGCUCUGUAGACCAAGGGGACACUCCUGGUUACACAUCCCAUCAGCAAAAUGUAUUUGAGCACACACCAGCAAUGUAUGUAUAUUUUUUCCAUUAAAUAUAUAUUUAUAAUCACAA
Messenger RNA from Callithrix jacchus (white-tufted-ear marmoset), 1769 nucleotides. It is a transcript of the gene RDH8, whose product is annotated as retinol dehydrogenase 8. The record is from RefSeq and is a predicted model, not a curated record. Gene Ontology annotation, molecular function: all-trans-retinol dehydrogenase (NAD+) activity; estradiol 17-beta-dehydrogenase [NAD(P)+] activity. Gene Ontology annotation, biological process: estrogen biosynthetic process; retinol metabolic process. Lineage: Eukaryota; Metazoa; Chordata; Mammalia; Primates; Cebidae. Gene Ontology annotation, cellular component: cytosol; cytoplasm.